Molecule: messenger RNA, 859 nt
Organism: Raphanus sativus (radish)
Lineage: Eukaryota; Viridiplantae; Streptophyta; Magnoliopsida; Brassicales; Brassicaceae
Product: dirigent protein 2
Exons: 1
Coding region: 57-614 (185 amino acids)
Source: RefSeq, a predicted model, not a curated record
UACACACAAUAGCCUAAUGUAGUAUUUCUUGACUUUGUAGCCAACAAACAACAAUCAUGGCUAAACGUUUUCAGCUUAUUCUUCCUCUCUUCUCAACGAUUCUUCUUCUUGCCGUCACUGCAGAAUCCAACUCUUACUCCAAAACGACUCCGUUUCAAGGAUACAAGCCAGAGAAACUCACGCACCUCCACUUCUACUUCCAUGACGUAAUAUCCGGUGACAAACCCACCGCCAUAAGAGUCACAGUGCCCCCCGUCGUAAACUCCUCCGCCGUCUCAUCAUUUGGUGUGGUUGUGAUAGCCGACAUCCCUUUGACUGAGGGACCCGACCGGAGCUCCAAGGAAAUCGGGAGGGCUCAGGGGAUGUAUGCGUCGACGGAUAUGAACACCUUAAGCUUCACCAUGGUGUUUAACUUGGUGUUCACGGAAGGUGAGUUUAACGGCAGCACCGUCUCUAUGUACGGACGGAAUCCGAUAUUCUCAAAAGUGAGAGAGUUUCCGAUAAUAGGAGGUACCGGUGCGUUCAGGCUCGCUAGAGGCUAUGCACAGGCCGACACUUACUCGAUUAGUGGUUUGGAUGCCGUGGUCGAGUAUAAUGUCUUCGUUUCGCACUAAAUGACGAUGAAAUACAAAUAUCGAACUUGGUACGUAAUGACUAGAGUGAACGAACGUAACCAAUAACGCUGAAUCAUUCAAACAUUUGGCAGUAAUGUUUGGGGAUCUUUUUUUAUGUAACUCGAGAAUAAAUUGUAGUUACACUUCUUUUGUUGAUGUUCUUAUAUUUUGAUUUUGCUUUUCUUUGAAACCUGAUGUUGUUGUUGUUGUGUCGACUAAAGUUUAAUAAAAGGUGUGUGAGUAUA